Messenger RNA from Asterias rubens (European starfish), 1447 nucleotides. RefSeq names its product zinc finger protein 501-like. The record is from RefSeq and is a predicted model, not a curated record. The transcript is spliced from 3 exons. Gene Ontology annotation, molecular function: DNA-binding transcription factor activity; RNA polymerase II cis-regulatory region sequence-specific DNA binding. NCBI's taxonomy places the organism in Eukaryota, Metazoa, Echinodermata, Asteroidea, Forcipulatida, Asteriidae. Gene Ontology annotation, biological process: regulation of transcription by RNA polymerase II. Bases 172 to 1383 code for a protein of 403 amino acids.
CUACUAUCUCACGAAAAAAAACAGAUUGAUGAUCGGGAGCGUACUUAUUAAUUUGUUGUGUUAACUGUGCACACUGGGACAUUUUUAAAACAAUGAAAAUGCAAUUAAAUAACAUGGUUGUGUGGUAUGAGGCCACUACAGGAUAAGUGAGUCUAUUGAAGAAACAACAAUAUGAGCAGAAAUGAUGUAGAGGAGGAACAGUCAAAAGCUAACAGCCAAGGUGAUGUCAUUUAUGAGAAUGGAGAUAGUGAGAAGCUAAACAACUCACCAGUGGUUGCAGUCAGUGAACUUUUACAUAAACCCAAAGAGGAGAAGCAUUUUGUUUCUGCUACAAAAGACACUCGUCAAGGUGUUGCAAAAACUCCUCAUAGCAGAGAGAAAGCAUGUAACACGUGUGGCAAACAAAUCAGUUUGAAAGAUCGACUUGUACAAAAGCCAAAAGAGUGUGAUCGUUUCACCCGGAAAAUACUUACACUUAAUGAAAAUGUAAAUGAUGAGGUACCAGUUUGUGAUGAAGAAGCACCUGACGUAAGUAAUGACCAUAUUCAAGCCAUAGCGAGUAAGAUCAAGGGAGUUGCGAGUGAACAUACCUGUGAGGGUCAGUUCUGUGACUUCUGCUGUCGAGUCUUCAAGCACAGAUGCAGCUUCAAACGACAUAUGAAAAUCCACACAGACCAGGGAAGUUUCAUCUGUAAAUUCUGCAAGGCAAUUUUUAAUCAGAGUUCCAAUCUCACGAGACACUUGAAAACUCACUCUGAUUACAAACCGUUUUCUUGUGAUCAGUGUGAUAAGUCCUACCGUCAAAAAGACAGCCUAGUGGAACAUAAGCGCAGUCACACCGGAGACCGUCCCUUCCCUUGUAAACUUUGCAGUCGUAGAUUCGCGGGCAAGGGCGAUCUUAGACGCCACGAAAAAACACACACUGGUGAAAAACCAUUCCUGUGCUGUGUUUGUAGCAAAGCCUUCCACCGCAAGAGCACACUUGUUGCUCAUGAGAAAACCCACAUUAAAGAGGCUGCAUACAAGUGCAAAGUUUGUGGGAAGGAAUUUCGGCACAGUAUCAGUCUGACUGCUCACCAGCAGUUUCACACAGGUGUGAAAAGGUUUGUCUGUGGUCUGUGUGACAGAGACUUCUUAACACGAGGAAGUCUAAAACGGCAUGAGCGAGUUCAUACACGGGAUGAGAUAUUCAUGUGUCCUGUCUGCGGUAAAAGCUACCAGUGGAAGGGAAGCCUAAAGGAGCAUAUGCAGAACGAUCACGCACAUAUUGUCUCCAAAGUUCAUCCUUGUGAGACGUGCGGAAAGACAUUUUAUAAGAAGAGCAAGCUGUUACGUCAUGGGCGGACACACUUGAACAAAGAAGUUGUUGUGGUUAAAGACUGACGUGGACAUCGAGUGAAGCUGUAUUUCAUGUAAGUGUGUAGCUUUGAUAAACUGACAAUCGUGC